Molecule: messenger RNA, 512 nt
Organism: Xenopus laevis (African clawed frog)
Lineage: Eukaryota; Metazoa; Chordata; Amphibia; Anura; Pipidae
Gene: ndufs5.L
Product: NADH:ubiquinone oxidoreductase subunit S5 L homeolog
Biological process (GO): mitochondrial respiratory chain complex I assembly
Cellular component (GO): mitochondrial intermembrane space; mitochondrial inner membrane
Source: RefSeq, marked provisional
AUAGCGUCAGAGUGCGGCUUAGGAAGUAGUUCUUGUGUAGAGGACGUCCGAAAGUUGUGCAGUCAUGCCAUUUAUUGACAUCCAGAGCAAAGUUGGAAUCAACAUAGAUAAAUGGCUGCUACUACAGAGCUCAAAGCAACCAUAUCGUUGGACGACUUCAUGCCAUGCCUUUGAGAAAGAGUGGGUAGAAUGCUCCCAUGGUAUUGGGCAGAUCCGAGCACAAAAAGAAUGCAAGUUGGAAUAUGAAGACUUCUAUGAGUGCAUGCACAGAAACAAACUGAGACAGCGGUUGCAGGCAAUUCAAGAACAGAAGAAGAAGCUGGAGAAGGAAGGAGUAUAUAAGGCACCAGAUUUCACCAAAGAUAGCAACACCCCUUAAUCUGUUAACAAGUCAUGAACCUUGUUCAUGAGAGCACCAACAAGUUAUACAGUACUUUACAAUAAUUAUUUACUCUUGUUGUUGUGAAUCCCAAGAUUACAUUUUGCAAUUAUUAAAAUGGCCCAUUCUAGUC